AUGGUUUUACUUCAGAGCCCCAUAUCAGUCCCUCCUCUGUUUUUCUCUUUCUUAGUUCCCCCCAACCUGACAGUCCCUCGGGGCAAGUCCCCCCUGGUGGCCCGCGAGGGUGACACAGUGGAGCUGGAGUGCCUUGUUUCAGGGAAGCCCAAGCCCAUCAUCCUGUGGUCGAGAGCCGAUAAGGAGGCGCCCAUGCCGGACGGCAGUAUGCAGAUGGAGAGCUACGACGGCGUGCUGCGUAUUGUUAAUGUGUCCAGGGAGAUGACGGGCUCAUAUCGCUGCCAGACCAGCCAGUUUAAUGGGUUCAACGUGAAGCCCCGGGAGGCCGUGGUGGAGCUGAUCGUACAAUACCCUCCAACGGUGGAGCCGGUGUACAUGGAGAUGCGUCAGGGUCUGGGGAGGCCUGUGGUGAUGACCUGCAGAGUGCUGCGAGCCCACCCUUCCCGUGUGCUGCGAUUCGAGUGGCUCCUAUCAAACCGGCUGCUUCACGCCGGAGCCUUUGAUGCCCAAAGAGACGAGACGGAGUACACCAUCCGCAACCUGAAUCGAGACGGCUGGGGGGAAUACACCUGUAAUGUCAUCAACGAGGCCGGAGCGGGCAAAUGCACCUUCCAGGUUACAGGUAAGGCCUACCCUCCAGAGUUCUACUAUGAUACCUACAGCCCUCUGUGGCAGAACAGGCCCAGAGUUUACGGCUUCAAGCUCCAGUGGACCCAGAUGAACCCCAACGCAGUGGACCGCAUUGUCGCCUACAGACUGGGCAUCAGACAGAUGGGGCUGCAGCGCUGGUGGGAGCAGGAGAUCCCUGUGGACGGACCAAUCAACAAAGGAGAGCUCAUGACACACAACCUGACUGAGCUCAUAAAGCCUGAAUCCUACGAGGUGCGCCUCACCCCCAUCACACGUUUCGGAGAGGGUGACUCCACUAUCCGGAUUGUCACGUACAGCGCUCCCAUCAACCCUCACCUGAGAGAGUUCCACUGCAGCUUCGAGGAGGAGCCCAUCUGCCUGUUUACCCAGGACAAGAAUGAUGAUUUUGAUUGGACGCGGCACAGCGCUGCUACCCGCGACACCAAAUACACACCCAACACCGGGCCCAGUGGUGACCGCAGUGGUUCCAAGCAGGGUUUCUACAUGUACAUUGAGACGUCAAGACCACGGAAGGAAGGGGACCAAGCACGGCUUGUAAGUCCGUUUUUCAACGUAGCACCUAAAAACCCGUACGGCAUCACCAACCCUCCCGCCUACUGCUUCGGCUUCUUCUACCACAUGUAUGGAAAACACAUAGGAACACUAAACGCCCUCCUAAAACAGAAGGGCCAGACGACCUCCGAGGGUCCCGUGUGGUCGCUAAACGGUAACCAAGGUGACCGCUGGAAGCAGGCAAAAGUAAGCAUCCAUCCGACGGCAUCCUUCCAGGUGGUACUCGAGGGUAUCCGGGGACCGGGCAUCGAGGGAGACAUCGCCAUCGAUGAUGUCACGCUGGAGGAAGGGGAAUGUCGAGACCCACCGCCCAAUCUCAGCUCCAAGGAUCCACUCACCUCCUCCCAUAUAUGGCUGCUAUGCAUCACCUUGGUGAUGACCCUCCUGGAAGGUCAGAGGUGACCCUUCUCUCCGUCAUCUCAGAGGCGAAUAUUCAGACCCACCGUCUGUGAACUAUACCCUCGGCAUCCAAUCACCAAAGAUUCAUGCAUCCUGAAAGCAGCAGGGGUCCCCUGACAGACCACGGACGGACUGGAAUUAACGAAAGACAGAAAAAAUCGUGAUUAAAAAAGUUACACAAAAAGUAAUAAAGAAGAUGCGCUAAUUUUUUAAAAAGAGACCUCUUUUACAGAAAACACUCCUCGGUGCGGGACUCUGGACGUCUUUACGAGCACAAAGACAGGUGGGCGAUGAACAAGCCUGGACUUUGGCGAAAGAGUUCACAAGCGUCGAGGGAGGACAGUUUGUAAAGCACAAGAACAAUUUUAUGAAGUUAUGAAAAUAUCUUUGGAAGGCGGCGGAACAUAGACACUGCUGACUUUUUGAAGAGGAAAUAACAUUUUCCCUGCUUACAAACACAUGGAAUCAGACUUUUCUCUGUGUAUCUUUAUCUUCAUUUUCUCGCACCAGAUGCCAAUCACCGACACUUUGUUUUUCACUCUAGCCCGGCCUCACAUCACACCUUGGCAUUUCUUUAUCUGCUUGGUGCUGUACUGUAGAAAAACAAGGACUCUGGCAACAUUUAGUUCUGUCUGCUUACUCCCCUGUAGCUGCCUAUGUAUCUAUUAACACUGUGCUCACGAGUCCAAGUGGCCAACCGACGGUAUGGUGGCAGAACAAUGAAAGCAGAAGAGGCAGCGGAGGUGUAGAGAGCUCGGACUGGAGGGCAGAGAGGAGGAGCUGGAGAGAGAGGGAGAACAGAGAGGAGGGAUGAGGAGGAACAGGCAGAGAGUAGAGAAAGGUCCGAUUAGUGAGGCCUGACUCGAAUAUCCAGUCGGCGGUCCGCCUGUGGAACAGAAGCCACUUUACUUUCUGCCAUGAAACAAAGUGCCUUCAGAUUACAAACCGAAUCGUGAGCCUGGGUGUUAAUCAACAUCGAACACAUCUCUGUUCAUGUUUCCUCUGAUGGGCUAUUUUCUACAUGUUUCUUUUGCCCCACAAGUGCUGAUGGGAGGGCAUGCGUGUUCAGAGGGGGUAUGCGGUAGCGGUCCACCCGGAUUUAACUCCUGAUGGGACAGUUGCGUGUGUGCGAGUGUGUGUAUGUGUGUGUGUUUGUGUGUGUGCAUGCGCCUAAAGCCUAUGCCUACGCGUAGUUCGGUGUGAGGGCAGCCGACCAGGCGGUGCUGGCAGACCAGGUUUGGAAACAAUUUGGAUAAAAACGGCAGCAACGGUGAAAGUGAGGCUCUGGAUCGUGUUUUUUUUUUUUGUUUGUUUGUUUUUUCGCAGAAAGACGAGAUGACGCAGGAGGAUAAAGACACUUCGUCGAAUGAAUAUCCCACUCUCUCUUCCCAUAAUUCUCCCUCCCUGCGGGCGAGCAUUUUUUAAACAAAAGAACAACUGCUGAAUAAAACAUUGUACAGGGAGGAGAGUAGGAACUUUGGGACUGCAGGCUCGUCAUGAGGGUGAUACGCCUCGCCCCUAUCCUCCACCAUUUCUAUGGAACAAUAUGAGAAUAAAAGAUAAUAAUGACCAUAAUAAUAGUCAUGAUAUUUUAUUACUCUAGCGAGAAUGUUUCUCUGCUUUUACACAAACUGUGAAGAUUGACUGUGGAAGAUCUACCUGAGACCAUAACCUUAACCAGCGGGGUUUUUAAAAAAUGUAUUGUAAAAAAGAGAAAACAAGAAAAUGAAAAAUUCCGUUCAUUGUUGGUUAUGACAAAUGUUUUGAGGACUUGUGUCUUGUUUCUUAUUUUUUCCGUUGAAGAUGACUUAACUUCCUUUCUCUUCUUGUUGUCUCCCUUUGCAUUGCUUAAGUAUCAAAGCUGAUGGAAGCAUAAGAAGUAAACCAAUUUGGUAACUGUAUAACUUGUAAAUGUUAAAGAAGCUCUAUUCAAAGGUUUAUGAUAAAUGUUUUAUGUUGGAGUACAGGAAGCACAACAUACAGUUUAAGGUCUCGACAUAUAAAAAUCCAUUUUAUAUUUCUCUGCACAUACGUGACCUACUCCCACAGGCUUUCCAACACAAGUCCACGUUUGACAGCAGACUGAUCAUUUUUUACUCGUUACAUUCAUAUUUAUAGCGCAACCAGAACACUGAAGGACACAAAGGGAACCCAGAGUAUAAGUGAAGUCUUCAUGGGUGCAGACUGGGUGCAGGUUCAGCUUGGUGUUGUGGUUGUUCAGCAUAUGUAGCCUCUUCUGUGGAAGCCUGGGUCGGUCCGAGUGGGUCAUGUACAUGUGUGAGCAUAAAGCUGUGUACAAUAGGUGUGAUAAGAAACUGAUACAUGUAAAGAAGAUAAAUACGCUGAGCAAAACAGAGCAGAAUGAUGAGCAUUUCAGGGCAUCCUUAUAAUAUCAUUAUGGUCUGUGUGAUGUUAUUGCAGAGACAUAAUCACAGCUAUUAUCUGCUCUCCAUUUCUGUUUGUUUCCUUUCAUUCCUGUGUUUUUAUUUUACGUACGGCCCAGAUCACAAUGAAUGUAAAUGGAGUUCUGGGGGGAGUUCUUUUUUUACGGUCUUACUAGAUGUAAUGUUUUACUAAAACAUAUGUUUUUGUGUGCUUUUGAUGAUGAGAACUUUCAGACUUUCAUAGGUUGUUUUGGACACGUCAAGAACAUGAAGUUCAUCUGACUUUGACACAAUUUCCAAAAAAUAAAAAAUAACAAGCUCAGAUUAAAUAUCCAUUAGCUAGUAACUAUAUCCUGCUGCGGUAUAGUGAGAAAUGAAAAGUGCCAAAGUGCCCCGUGCAGUCGUCACUGUCACUGAGUAUGGACAUGAGUUCCUUAAGAUAUUUGGGUAACUGUUCCUUUUACGACCACCCCGAGCGCCUGGUCAGUCCUGAUGUGAUAAUAGCUCCACCUUUAAUGAAUGAUUCAAAAUUACAGCUGGAUUUAAAUGAAAGGACACCUUGGAUAUCACUUGGGUAUUUAGGUCAAAAUUGUAGUUUAGGGAAACAAGUGUAUUCAUUUUCUGAGAUCCAGUUAGCUUAGCUUAGCUUAGCACAAAAAAGACUGAAAACAGGGGGAAACUGUUAGCCUGCCACUGUCCGAAGAUAACAAAACCUGCCUAAUAUUUAACACCUGUCUUUUCGCUUGUUUACUUCGUACAAAACCUGAAGUACUACUUAUAUGUACUUAGUUGCGUAAUACGCAAAUUUUACAGGGUAGUGUUGUUUCAAAUCAAACAUGGCCAUUGCGCACUUACCAGAAUUUCCAACCUCAAUUAAGUUUCUUCCUCUCAGCGAAUUGCAACCGAAGGUGCAUAAACAUCAGAGAUAACAUACGCCCACAGAUCAAAUAUCUUAAGCCACAACAUUUGUAGUUUCAAUGCCUGAUGAUAUAAUGUCCAACUGUUAGCUAGCUAGCAAGCUAACGUUAGUAUUCAUGUUAUUGUUAGCAGUACUGAAUUAUUACACAAUUUAUCCAAUAAACAAACAUCGUGCCUCUAUCUGACAACAGUAUAGUCCGUUCAUGAAAAAUUCACAGGUAUACCUUAGCUUAAAUUUGUCCAAUGCUUUAGUGUUCACAGUGGUAGAGUCCCUGGCCGCCAUUUCAAAAGUUUGAAUUGUGUUUGUGGUCCCACCCGUACCGCUAACUAGCCAAAAUGGUGACCAUUGAGAGUGUCCAAUGUGCCAAACUCAACUUUAUGACCUUUACAACCGCACCAUCUGGGUACUAAUUAGGGCUGCCACUAAUGAUUGUUUUCAUUGUCGUCUAAUCUGUAAAUUAUUUCUUCGAUUAGUCGACUAAUCAUUUCAUCGAAAAAUGUGUUAAAAUGUUGAAAAAUGUCGGUGUGUCUCGGCCAAACCCCAAAAUUACAUCAACUAAUGUCUUGUUUCGUACUCACGCCAAAGGGUUUUAGUUCACUGUCUCGGGAGAGUGUGUAAAGCUGCCAAUAUCUGAACGUAAGAAGCUGCAGUAAGAGUAUUUUGGGUACUUUUAUAGUACUUUUCUAUGAAAAAUGACUCAAACCGAUUAGUCAUCUACUAAAAUAGUCACCGAUUAUUUUAAUAGUCGAUAAGUCAUCGAUUAGUCGACUAAUCGUGGCAGCCCUAGUACUAAUAAGACACAGCAUUUUGCCGUUCUUCUUAGUGUGAACGCGCUCAAACUAGCAAGUCUAAGUACAGAAGUGUCCCAUCUUUGUAUAUGUCAAACAAACGAGAUAUACUGUACGUGCUCAUAAGCAAACAUCAGGGGAUAUUUUGUCAUUUUCGGACAGAGCAAGACUGUUAGCUGUUUUUCUUGUUUUUUUAGUCUUUAUGCUAAGCUAAGCUAACUGGCUGCUGGCUGUAGGCCUGUAUUUAUGGUACAGAAGUCGUUGGCUUUUCUGUCCUAGGAUGGUUAAGACAUGACCUGCCCCACUCUGCCUCUAAUUGCUUUACCCUCCCCAACCCAACCAAUGAAGGCAACGUGUACUAGCCAAUCAGAAGGAGAGUAGGGCAGGUCAUGCCUUCGUCAUCCUAGGACAGGGGAAGGCAACCUGCAGCUCUGGAGCCAUAUACGACUCUUUAGCCCCUCUGCAGUGGCUCCAUUUGGCUUUGAGAAAAAAAUGUAAAUUGUAAAAAUGUGUAGCCUAUGCACUGAAUUAAUAGGAAGAAAAUAAAGUUUGAACAUUUGGUCAACUAAAAUGUCAUGCGCCAUUGUCCUCUAAAUUUACCAAACCUUGACCACAGUGGCUCAUCUAGAGCCUCCCUAGCUAGGCUAACAAUGGAUUCCAAAUUCAUAAAAGUAAAAGUCUCUGAGGAAAAUUUAGAAUUUAAUAGUGCAUGGAUGGAUUAGUUUGCUUUCUCCGCCAACGCUGCAAUGUUAAAGUACCAAAAACAUCACAGCCAACUGCAGAGGAGCCAUCUUGUGUUAAAACAUGUUUUUGAAUGCUUAUUUUGAUUUAUUUUAAUGUUGUUGGCUAAUUUGGACUUCAUACGCAGUGUUACCAUAACAUUUAGAUAUGUUUUGCGGCUCCAGGAGGAUUGUUCUUAAUUAUAUUAGGUGAAAAAUGUUUCUUUAAGGUUUCCGACCCCUGUACAGAUGGCAGUCGUAUCAAUCUUCUCACCUAACUCUCAGCAAAAAAGCAAAAAGGCGUACUACCCCAAAAGUCAAACUGUUGUUUUAAAAUAACCUGAGUUUGAAAAAUUUCUUCUUUAUAGUAUAUAUUCGCCUUAUUGUGAAAUUAGUUUGUGUGUGUUGUUGUGUGAGUUAUGUCAACAUCAGCCUUUCAAAAACUACUGCAGACCUUUCAUCCUACUUUUGUGGUGCAUAUUAUUAAGUUCUGGGUACAUUCACACGUAUCCGCAAAACUUUCAUCUGCACGAAGGAAAUCUUCACAAAACCACGUCUGAAAUUCGACAGCAAAAGGAAUCAUUGUUUGUUUCUGUGGUAUUAAAGCUCUCACCAUAUCCUUUAUUUCCAUUUCUGUGCAAUCCACACACCCUGUGUCAGCCUGUGCCCUCUGUGUACAGCAGAGAUGUGAGUCUGGUGAGUAGCUUACACUCUCAGCUUGGCGCUAUUUAUUGAUAAAAGUCCUCUAAGCUACUUCAAAGUACAAUUGAAGGGGAUUAACAGUUUUUUGAAUAUGUAAACAGUGUUGUGUUUACUGACUUUAUUUUGAUGAUUAGAGGCUUCUGUAGUCAUGGAAGGUGUGAAGUGCUCGUAUAAACUAACGAGGGGAAAUGGGUUGGAGGUAUUUGUGGCUUGUGAUUAGUUUGGGAGCCGAAUGUGUCCAUGUGUGCCAAGUGUUUCAUCACUGUGCCUGGGCCCGAGAUAUUUGGUGUGUGUUGUUUUUCCCACCAGCGCGUACAGUAUUAGAUGUUUCUCACAGGAGCCACUUAAGUUUGACACUCAUGCAAGAGUUUGCAGCUGUGGUGAUAGUGCCAUGAAUUUUAAUAGAGGGUUACAGAAAUAAAAUGACUGUACCUUUUUUUUCCUCUCUCUUUUCUUUUUGGUAGACCGAUCCAGGAAUCUAUUAAGUUCAGUACUGGAAAACUCUUUUACAAUAACAUCAAAUUUAGAAGUCUCAGUUUACUUAUGGGGUGUAUAUACUACAGGUACUGCGACUAAUACAGCUGUCUGGUAUUAAAUACUGCACUGUGGCACCUCUUUCGUUCAUGCUUCACAGUUACUGGUUUAAUCACCAGCCGACUAGUAACAUCUAGUCACAUUCAUGCAGGUGUACAGUGAUUUGCUUAUGCCAGUAUUUGCUGCGACAGCUCCCUCUACCAACCAGACCUCCGUCUUAUGUGCUUUAUUCACGCUGUUAUUAAUCUUACAGAGUUUUAAUGUUCAUGUUUGUGUUUAUUAAGGUUGAGAUUCUCCCAGCAGAGUCCUUAUUGCUGCUCAUAUUCUUUUAGAGCUCCCUCAAACAGCAGAGGCUUUUUCACCAAAUCAUUAAUUCCAUAAUUUUAGCUUAGUUUUUUUUUUAGGUUCGUUUAGGUUAUUUGCACAUACAUGUAAAGAAAAGACAAGAAAAAAGAAAUUAGAGGUUUAAACAUUGUGCAGGAGAGUUUAGAAGCUGAAAAUGGCUCAUGAAGAUACCUCCCCUAGUAAAUAGCAACAAAUAUACAUAAAAAGAACAAUAAAAGCGCUAGGAUAGGCAGAAAUCUGGAGAAGCACCUGCUGCUCUCCCCUCUCUGACCUAAGCCCCUCCCACCAAUCAGAAACGGGCACACACGCGCUUCAUGCAGUUACCCAAUGUUCCGAUACUUGAACAGUUGCCCGCAGCGCAGCCUUUGCGUGCUGUCUUGCCUCGCUCUCUCAUUCUCCAUUUAUUAGACCACAAAUCAGACAACAAUUAGCUAGCCGCACACCCCACCGCUGUGGACUGCCUCCCCAGGAGGAGAGCAGGCAGCAGCUUGUGUAAUGGACCUUUGGUUGGCAGUUGUCGAGCUAGAAGUUGGCCAGUGUGGGCUGGUGGCCAACAGCAGCAUAGGGUCUAACCUGUGUAGAGGCAGCAACAGAAAGUUUGAUUUGGCUGGGGGGCCGGGUCGUCCACUGGCCUCGAGUUGUGGUUAGCGCUUGCUGGAUUCGGGUUGCUACAGCUGCCGACUGGGGGUCCAUCCUCCAAAGCUGCUGCCCGCUCUCGUCCUGGUGAGGUGGUUUGUAGCGGUGGGGAUUGAGGCAGAGAAUACUUUGAUUCAACGCUCUAGCUAACGUUAGCUACAUAAAUGUGAACUUGAAGCCACAGCCGUGAGCCUUUGGUUUCGGUUAGCAGGAGGCUAUACUAUCAGCAACAUUGUCUGUCUUUCUCUGAAACACUUUGCAGAUACUGACGCGUUUUUGUUUUUUUUCCGUUUAUUGUCAGACUCUCAUUUUGAUAAGUCCAUCUCUGUUUGUCUUGAUUGCUUUGCAGUGUCGGCAGAAUGCUGGAAUAGCAACUUGCUCUGCAGGAUUCAUUGCCAUUGAAUCAGACUUUCACCAUCUGAAGAGACGUUGAGGGGCAUCUGCAUUUAUAGAACAGGUCUGAAAUGACCUGUGAUUGGUCAAAAUCUCCCAUGACAGGCUAGAUUUUAUUAAGCCUGAAAACUGAACCACAGGUGCAGGUGUCUAGUUUACUCUCAGACCACUUAAAUUCCAGUAUGCUCAAGGGUUAUUAUGGGAUUUAUACCAUGUAAUGCUGAAAUUAAACUGCCUACCCCAGCUUUAAGUGUCAGGUUAAAACCAUUAGACUGAAAAUGCACCGUAGAAUCACAUAAAAACUAAAGUACUGAACCUUGUAGUUUCAGCAAAUCCUAAACAUUAUAAAUGAGGUGUUUGGGUCAGUUGUAUUGCAUUGCAUUACAUCGUCCUGGUCACACUAGAAAUUGCCUUUUUCUGUGUAACACUGCUGCAAACAAACAGCAAGUCGAUCGUUAUUGCAUGGGGAAAGGCAAGAGCCAUUUGGUAGGUGGGAGGAGAGAAGCAGUACAGUUUACAGAGACAGAAAUAGUGUUUUCCUUUUAAAAUGCAGUUUCACCGUCUUCGCUGAGAAAAUGACACAUCUGACUCUCUGCCUUCGUGUAACAUGAAAGGUACAUGUUGGUCUUAAUUGAACUGAGGUGGAAAUAACCUAUCGUCUGAUAAUUUAAGGACCAAGGAAACAAACAAUGAGCGGGCUUUUUUUCGCUGCUGUUAAACCCAAGAUGAAAAUCAGUUAUUUCCUUUGACAAAUACACAAAAGAAUUAUGCAGUUGUGCAUGAAUGUACCCAGUGCUUACAUUAAUACCAUUAAAAUGGAGCCACUGUAGCAUUAGAGGAUGUGGCCUGUGAGGGUUUGUGCAGGCUGCAGAUUGAACAUAAUUGCUGCAACAUGAUGCAGCGUGCUGAAACAAUUUCCCAGGUUCUUUGGUGAAUUUGAUUAAACCUAUCCAUGUGAGUAGAACCAUGACCAGUUGCUAUGUGGGGAAAUGUAAUUUAAAACAAAGUAUUGCCUUAAUUCCUAGAAAGUGCAUACCUUGUAAUAUUCUAAAGUACAAGUGGCAAAGAUCUCGCUUCAAUUUGUUUUUCAGUCGUGCUGCUGAACUUCUUGAAAGGUGUUUUUAAAGCGAUUCAGCUGUAAUUUUCACAGUUUUAUCCACUUACACACAGCUAUAAUCACCUGGUUAGGUAUUAUUCUUACCAUGUAUUUAAAUGCUUAAUACCUAGUGCUUCAAGGGUCUCUAAAAGGAACAGUCCCGGCAUUUCUUUCUGAGUGGAAAUGUUCUCAUUUUCUGUUCAACCUAAGAAGGGCUUUGUCACAUUGUGCCAUUCAUCGCGCUAUUUUAGCUCCCCGAAUAACCAUCCAGUUCCACAAGCAUGAUAUAAUUGCAGCUGGUAGCCCCAAUUAUCACGACACACACCCUGCUUUCUUGGUAUUGAUUCAGCAAAAGAGAAGUGGUGCCAGCAGUGGGUGGGGGGAGGGGGGUGUUGUGGUUAGGCACGACCAGCGUCGGCUCGGAGAAUUGGCAGUCACAGUGGAUUUGGCAGAAAAGUGUUGAUACGAGGGACUCAAACAGGAACAAAAUGUCAGUCAUAUUAAACCUGAGACAUUACCACUGUGUUGAAUGUGUUUUCAAGAGUAAAAUUGCCAUCUUAAUGCGUCGAGCUUCUUUCACUCUCGCACAGUGGCUAGGCAGCAGUGAGUGACUUCUCGACAGGAGGCUGACUGCAGUCUCAAUAAAUAACUGGGAAAGGUAGACACAUUUCAGAGAUCUCAUUUUACUCUGUCAGGGAAGAAGCACUAUGUCGCUAUUUGAUGGCGUGGCUGCUCAGUGUGACAACUUCACCAGUGGGAAAACUGCCACCUCUUGGUACCUUAUUGUCUCUCGCGUUGGAGCGAAUCUCACGACUCCUCGAUGGAAUCACAGGGCCAGGCGGGAGCAACAUGACUGCUCGCACAGACUCCAUUUUUACUUGUCCAGUUAUUUACCGUCAGCGCCACAGACUGCGCGCAGGAUGACAAAACGAAGAUGUAGAGAAAUCGCCCCCCCUCGCUCUUGAAAAGACCCCUGGAAAUAAUAAGAAUUGAUGCUGUAAUAUCGAGGUUGUUAAGAAAGCUGUGUUUCAGUGAUGUUAUUUAUCUUGUUCUGUGCCGACACCCUGUAAUGAUGACCUGUCACUCUUCUCUGUUUUGUGCUCUAUAUUUAUAUAUGAUCAGGCUUCUUUUUCACUGUAUUUCUUUGGAUUUAUCACCCAUUUUUUGUGCCAUACCUGCAACUAAUGAAAAAAUAAA
Epinephelus fuscoguttatus (brown-marbled grouper) is the source of this 11315-nucleotide messenger RNA. Its product is annotated as MAM domain-containing glycosylphosphatidylinositol anchor protein 2-like. The transcript has 11 exons. Gene Ontology annotation, molecular function: protein binding. Gene Ontology annotation, cellular component: membrane. Gene Ontology annotation, biological process: nervous system development. The coding region runs from base 1 to 1605 and encodes 534 amino acids. The record is from RefSeq and is a predicted model, not a curated record. NCBI's taxonomy places the organism in Eukaryota, Metazoa, Chordata, Actinopteri, Perciformes, Serranidae.